CUUGAGUGUUUUAAACUGCACUUACUGUUGGUUCCCUUGGAAACCAACACCACCAGAUCAAAACAAACAAUUAACCUCCAAGGACACUUUGGACUUCUCUCACAGGUGAAUGUGCUAGAUCAAACAUGGAGGACUUUCUGGUAAAAGACAACAAGAAGACGACCAGCCCAAUGAUGUAUUUACCAGGCAACUCUACUGGCGCCCACCUGAACGUAGUUCAUGAUGAGAGUCUGAGCAGAGCCGGUGACACUAAAGGUGAUCAGCUCCCCCAUCCUGAAGAGAACCAACAGCUUUUUGAGAGCCUUCCCACUUUGCCUAAUAAGCUCGCCUCCAAACGCGGGAGGAGGACGUACAUCUGCGACCAGUGUGGGAAGACGUUCCGGAGGAAAAGGCGCCUGACGGUCCAUCUGCGGAGUCACGGCGUUGAGAGGCCGUACAGCUGUGUCCAGUGUGGGAAGAGUUUUAUUCAGAAGGGGAAUCUUACAGUCCAUCAGCGCAUCCACACCAGAGAGAGUUUACCUCAGGCCUGA
Messenger RNA from Poecilia latipinna (sailfin molly), 530 nucleotides. Its product is annotated as zinc finger protein 776-like. Gene Ontology annotation, molecular function: DNA-binding transcription factor activity, RNA polymerase II-specific. Gene Ontology annotation, cellular component: nucleus. Gene Ontology annotation, biological process: regulation of transcription by RNA polymerase II. The transcript has 3 exons. NCBI's taxonomy places the organism in Eukaryota, Metazoa, Chordata, Actinopteri, Cyprinodontiformes, Poeciliidae. The coding region runs from base 126 to 530 and encodes 134 amino acids. The record is from RefSeq and is a predicted model, not a curated record.